Penicillium waksmanii is the source of this 2457-nucleotide messenger RNA. RefSeq names its product ankyrin repeat domain-containing protein. The record is from RefSeq and is a predicted model, not a curated record. The transcript has a single exon. Gene Ontology annotation, cellular component: nucleus; cytoplasm. Bases 1 to 2457 code for a protein of 818 amino acids. Gene Ontology annotation, molecular function: protein binding. NCBI's taxonomy places the organism in Eukaryota, Fungi, Ascomycota, Eurotiomycetes, Eurotiales, Aspergillaceae.
AUGUCAUAUGACGGUCUCAUGGAGAGAAGUCCUGACGCGGUCAAGCUUCUUCACCUUGCCAUAUUUCUCAGUCCGGGAUCCGUUCCAUUUAUUUUUGGGAACAAUAGCGAACCGGGACUGUCCUCUGACUACGCUUUCAAGUUACCUGUCUGUGGAGUCGGUCUAUCUGAGACGCAGUCAUUCGGCCUUCUCUGCUGGUUGAACGAAUUACGCCGGGAUGUUGAAAGAUUCGGAGUUGCUGUCAGUGAGCUUGAAUUGUCUGGAUUUGUCAAGCUUUGGCGCAGCCUAAGCAAUACUUCCAUUGAAAGCAUAGCGGUGCAUGCCCUGAUUCGAGCAUUUGUUUGCUCAAAGGCAGCAGAAAGGGACAUCCACGAGAGCUUGGUGACUGCUUUUCUACUUGGCGGAAGAACACUUCACUAUGGAUCAAAAGGGUUCCAAUUGUCAGAGCUGUGGAAGUAUACUGGGGAACUCAGUCGACUCCUGGAUGUGUUUCUUUCCUCAGUUUCCACAUCAUUCUUUCAAGACCCAGGUGGUAAAUACUUCGCAUUAUGUGGAGCCGUAGCACCUGUGUACGCCUACACUAGCCGUUUUCUCGGCGACUUGGAUCGAUCCAGCAAUCUUUGGGAUGUUGCCAUCAAGUACAGACUCAUUACUGACACGAUCUGGCCGGGUAGCGAGUUACACAUGGAUGAAAUUUUUGAAGCGGCAAGCAUUGAUGUAAAAAUUGGAGACUUCGGGAAAGGGAUAGAGCGAUAUGAGCUAUUUCUUGCUCAUUGUGAUCGUGUCUUCCCGGACAAUCAUGAAAGAGCCGUACAAGCUGCUGCCGCGCUCCGCGAAGCUCGAGAGAUUUCUCGAAAACAUGAGGAGAAUUUUGGCCGGGCCGUCGUUGCACAGAGAGUCGAGAAGCGAAGACCUGGAACUCCGACAUCAGGUGAGGCAACGUCACCUCUUCACAAAGCCACAGAGAGUGGAGAUAUAGAGGAAGUGAAGCUGCUGCUCGAAAGUGGAGCAGAAAUUGCCGCCCCAGAUGAUGAGGGACAGACACCACUCCACAUAGCCUCGCGUUAUGGCCACGCCGAUAUUGUGUGUCUACUUCUCGAAAGAAAUGUGGAGAUAAACUCUACAGAUAAUCGUGAUUGCACACCGUUGCACCUGGCCUCUGAGCAUGGAUGCUCAAAAGAAGCAAGUUUGUUACUCGAGCAUGGCGCCGAAGUUGAGCACCAAAACAUCCUAGGUGAAACGGCCUUGAUAUGCGCGGCCCAAAGUAGUCAUGAGCUGACUGUGCGGUACUUGCUACAACAUGGGGCCAAUCUAGAUACGCAAGACAUCGGCGGCGGCACAGCACUUUCUCGAGCAUCAGACCAUAGCUCUGAUACAAUUGUCAAGGUAUUACUGGAGCAUGCCCCUAACUUGGAACUACAAGACUACACUGGAAGGACGGCUCUGGCCGAGGCAGUUCAUGCAAAAAGAGAGAAAAUGUCUUUCUUGUUGAUAAGACAUGGGGCUGAUCCAAAUAUACAAGAUCGAGAAGGUUGUUCUGCACUGCACUGGGCAGUCAGUUAUGGCCUGAGUGAGACCAUCCUCAUGUUACUGGAAAAUAAUGCCGAUCCAAAUAUUCAAAAUGGCAAAGGCCAAACACCUUUGAUGAAGGCAGCUUUGUUGAGACAGGAUGUAGCGAUCACUUCACUGCUAAUAAAGCAUGGCGCUGAUCCAAACAUACAAGAUAAAGAAGGGUUAUUCGCACUGUACUGGGCAGCUCAAAAUGGCUUGCAUGACACCAUCCUUCUAUUACUGAAUAAUGGUGCUGAUCCAAAUCUUCAAACUGAUGGAGGCCGAUCGCCCUUGAUGGGGUCAACGCUUUCGGAUAAUGACGCAGUGAACAGUCUACUGCUCAUAAAGUAUGGUGCUGAUCCAGAUAUACAAGGCUUAGGUGGCUAUUUUGCACUGUACUUUGCAGUUUAUCAUGGCAGGAAUAAUCUCGUCCUCAUGUUACUGGAAAAUGGUGCUGAUCCAAAUCUUCAAAUUGACAAUGGCCUAACAGCCUUGAUGAGGGCGGCUCUUUCAGGUAAUGAGACAGCGUUCUCUUUAUUGUUGAAAUACAAUGCUCGAACCGAUAUAGUGGAUGGUCUAGGUGUCACAGUCGAAGCUUGGGCAUGCGAAAACCAGAGUAUAUUGCAUCUUUUGUCUGAAGCGAGAGCGUGUUCUCUGGACCUUGAAGACUCGGACCGCACCGAAAGUCUUGCUGAGAGUACUGAAACCUCCAGUCAAAAUGACAGUGAACACUGUCGAUCACAAGAGUAUGAAAAGCAGAAAGGAGAGCCCAAAGAUGUGGGCGGCGUGUUAAAAGGGUUGAGAGAGCAGCGCAGAGAGACUACAAGGACAGUGGGGGAAGCUUGGAGGCGUUUCACGAAGAGGCCAUGGAAAGGGAAGGGCAGAAUGGAGAGGAAGGAUGCUUAA